Marmota flaviventris (yellow-bellied marmot) is the source of this 824-nucleotide messenger RNA. It is a transcript of the gene Nxph2, whose product is annotated as neurexophilin 2. Gene Ontology annotation, molecular function: signaling receptor binding. Lineage: Eukaryota; Metazoa; Chordata; Mammalia; Rodentia; Sciuridae. The record is from RefSeq and is a predicted model, not a curated record.
AUGUCCCUUAGACCAGUCUUCAUCAUGAUUGUCCCUCUUUCUCUGCUAUUCUGUGAUGGUAAAGAGGUGGUGCAUGCCUCAGAAGGUCUGGACUGGGAAGACAAAGAUGCCCCAGGGACAUUGGUUGGAAACGUGGUGCACUCAAGGAUCAUCAGUCCUCUGCGCCUGUUUGUUAAACAGUCUCCAGUGCCCAAGCCAGGUCCCAUGGCAUAUGCAGACAGCAUGGAAAACUUUUGGGAUUGGCUGGCCAAUAUCACAGAGGCUCAGGAGCCAUUAGCAAGAACUAAGCGGAGGCCAAUAGUGAAAACGGGAAAAUUUAAGAAAAUGUUUGGAUGGGGUGACUUUCAUUCCAACAUUAAAACUGUCAAACUCAACCUUCUCAUCACAGGGAAAAUUGUCGACCAUGGAAAUGGAACCUUCAGUGUUUAUUUCCGGCAUAAUUCAACAGGCCUGGGCAAUGUUUCAGUGAGCUUGGUACCUCCUUCCAAAGUGGUGGAAUUUGAAGUUUCCCCCCAGUCGACCUUAGAGACCAAGGAAUCCAAAUCUUUCAAUUGUCGCAUUGAGUAUGAAAAAACAGACCGGGCAAAGAAGACCGCCCUGUGCAACUUUGACCCGUCCAAGAUUUGCUACCAGGAGCAGACUCAGAGCCAUGUGUCUUGGUUAUGCUCCAAGCCCUUCAAGGUCAUUUGCAUUUACAUUGCCUUUUACAGUGUUGAUUAUAAACUUGUGCAGAAGGUCUGUCCUGACUACAAUUAUCAUAGCGAGACCCCAUACUUAUCUUCUGGCUGAAUCUGUCCACAGUGAUAGAAAUGAGAGACUCAUGU